Molecule: messenger RNA, 724 nt
Organism: Scutellospora calospora
Lineage: Eukaryota; Fungi; Glomeromycota; Glomeromycetes; Diversisporales; Gigasporaceae
Source: the annotation of a GenBank genome assembly
CAGGAAAUUAAUAGUAGUGAAUCUGAUGAUUCAUCAGAAUUUAGUAAAAGUGAAUUUGAAAUAAGUUUUUUGCACAACCACCACGAUGAACAUUUGUUGAAUGAAUUACUAAUAGAAUUUGAACAUAUGACUUUGACUGAAGAUAAUUUAUUUAUAUCUAGAAUAAGUAGAAGUAGCUGUGGUAGUAGUUCUUCUACAGUAGAUACCAGUCGACUUUCAGAACCAAUAAAUUUUAUUCCUUUACAAUUUGAACAUCCAUUUAAUGAAAAAGGAUAUCCAGUACUUUCUAGCCAGUUUCAUUCAACUGAAACAGUAACACCUUUAAUGCUAUUUUAUGAGUUUUUUUCAGUUGAUUCUCUCAAUAAAAUCGUUGAAUCAACUAAUAAGUAUGCUAUUCAAAAUUCAGCAGAUUCUGUAUCACUUAAUAGUAAAGAAUUUCGUAGCUAUCUUAUUUGGCAACUAAUACAAGAUACUAAAAGUGUGUCCAAUAUAAAAAGAACAUGCCAAUUUAAUAGCAAACUUCCUAUUCCAAAAGUACAUUUAGUUCAUAUUACUAAAAACUCUAAACUUCCUAUAUGCUGCCAAAUUCCUGGAAAUCAUAUUUUAGAAUGGAGGGAUAAGUGGGAAGCAUGCAUUUGGUGCUGUUAUCUUGAAAAACAAGAAAGGAAUAAAAAUCCUCCACAAACAAACUUAUGGUGUCAUGAGUAUGAUGUUCCAUUAUGUU